AAACCUCCCUCAUACUUUGAUAGCAGAGACAUCUGAUCUGCAAAACCCAAAACUCACAAAUAUGGUUGAGAAUGGUGCCGUGUUCUAAUCGUUACUUGUGUUAUCCUCAACAUUUAUAAUCCUCACCUGUUUAUUUAUUUACUUAUUCCCCUUUUUUGCAACCCCGUAUUUAAAUUUUAAUUUAAUUAAAGUUUCACUUGUCUGUCUGCUCAGCUUUUUUAUAGAUUUCAGUCACUGAAACUCAUAAUCUUCUCUGUGCCUCUGAUCUGAUCCCAAUUUCGGUUUUCCGACUUCUUCCACGAUCACGGCCACCAUGCCUGGUUUGGUAUCCGUUAAAACGCCACCGGACGCUACUCCGCUUCGAAUCGCAGUGCCGGAAGCUCAAACUCCACAGAGAUCUGACUCCUCUAACGUCAAAACACCGUCUCCACUUCCCAAGAGACCACCUUCUCCGUCACCUUCCCGUGCCAAACCCUCGCCGGAUCGCAAAAAGAAGCUCCUUGAUUCCCCUAAUCCAGCUCUUUCCGAGGCUUCCCUUGACAACCCCGAUCUCGGUCCUUUCCUUCUCAAGCUCGCCCGAGAUACUAUCGCCUCCGGCGAAGGUCCUGCCAAGGCUCUUGACUAUGCCAUUCGGGCUUCCAAAUCUUUCGAGCGAUGUGCGGUCGAAGGGGAGCCCAGCUUGGACCUUGCCAUGAGUUUGCACGUCCUGGCAGCUAUAUACUGUAGCUUAAGCAGGUUUGAGGAGGCCGUGCCGGUGCUCGAGCGGGCGAUCCAGGUUCCCGACGUCGCCAGGGGUGCGGAUCACGCUCUUGCUGCUUUCUCUGGUUAUAUGCAAUUGGGGGAUACCUUCUCUAUGCUUGGGCAAGUCGACAAGUCGAUCUCAUGCUAUGACGAAGGCCUGAAAAUUCAGAUCGAAGCAUUGGGUGAGACGGAUCCAAGAGUCGGAGAAACUUGCAGAUACUUAGCUGAGGCCAACGUUCAAGCAAUGCAGUUUGAUAAAGCAGAGGAACUGUGCAAAAAAACUCUUGAGAUUCACCGAGCACACAGUGAACCUGCAUCUCUUGAAGAAGCAGCAGAUAGAAGGCUUAUAGCACUUGUAUGCGAGGCAAAGGGAGAUUAUGAGUCAGCUCUUGAGCACCUUGUCCUUGCCAGCAUGGCAAUGAUUGCAAAUGGACAAGACAAUGAAGUUGCUUCCAUUGAUGUCAGUAUUGGGAACAUCUAUAUGUCUCUUUGUCGCUUUGAUGAAGCUAUCUUCUCCUACCAGAAGGCCCUUACUGUCUUCAAAUCAUCAAAGGGGGAAAACCAUCCUUCAGUGGCAUCUGUUUUUGUACGCCUUGCUGAUUUGUAUCACAGAACUGGAAAAUUAAGAGAGUCCAAAUCCUAUUGUGAAAAUGCUCUAAGAAUAUAUUCAAAACCUGUUCCUGGAACGACACCAGAAGAGAUAGCUACUGGGUUGACAGAAGUUUCAGCCAUUGAAUCUGUGGAUGAGCCAGAAGAGGCUCUGAAACUCCUGCAAAAGGCAAUGAAAUUAUUGGAGGAUAAGCCAGGGCAGCAGAGCACAAUUGCUGGCAUAGAAGCACGAAUGGGUGUGAUGUUUUACAUGAUUGGGAGGUAUGAAGAAGCAAGGAACUCUUUUGAGAGUGCUGUGGCAAAACUUAGAGCCAGUGGGGAAAGGAAGUCUGCCUUUUUUGGGGUUGUUUUGAACCAGAUGGGAUUGGCAUGUGUACAACUAUUCAAGAUAGAUGAGGCUGCUGAACUAUUUGAAGAAGCUAGGGCAAUUCUUGAACAGGAGUGUGGUCCAUGCCAUCAAGAUACUCUUGGUGUAUAUAGCAAUCUUGCUGCAACUUAUGAUGCUAUGGGAAGAGUGGGAGAUGCAAUUGAGAUCUUGGAGUAUGUCCUUAAAUUGAGGGAAGAAAAGCUAGGAAUAGCAAAUCCUGAUUUUGAGGAUGAGAAGCGAAGGCUGGCUGAGCUUCUGAAAGAAGCAGGCAAGACACGAGACAGGAAAGCGAAAUCUCUGGAAAAUCUCAUCGAUCCCAGCUCAAAGAGGACAAGGAAGGAAGGGGCAAAGAGGUGGCCAGGCUUGGGUUUUAGAAUUUAAACUAGAUUUUCACACCUAUAUAUCCAAUGCACGUUCUGUAACAUAGAAUAUCUUGUAUAGGUUUAAAGAUGUAAUCUGGGAGCUUUCCUGUUUCUUGUUCUUUGGUGCAUUUGUUUUUCUUGGUUCAUUGUUUAAUCAAAUGAUUGUGUUGUGACCUUGUAGCUGUACCACAGAAUCCCUCCGCUGUUCUCCUUUCUGGCAAGAAAAAUGUUGGAGAGAAUUUUUAUUCGAGUGAAUAAGCUGAUAAGGGCCUGUUUUAUUCUCUA
Prosopis cineraria is the source of this 2364-nucleotide messenger RNA. RefSeq names its product protein KINESIN LIGHT CHAIN-RELATED 1-like. Gene Ontology annotation, molecular function: protein binding. The record is from RefSeq and is a predicted model, not a curated record. Lineage: Eukaryota; Viridiplantae; Streptophyta; Magnoliopsida; Fabales; Fabaceae.